CUCAUGGGUUAUGGAUGAGCACUUAUACACGUAUAUAUUAUUACGAUUCAUCAUCCCGAAUCAGUUGAUUCACAGUCACAUACGAAAUCACACAUCAUCCGAAAAUAAAGCGCAAAUUCUCAGAAGCCAACAUGAAGUACCUUGGUUUGAUUCUCGUGCUUGCAUUGGUCAUUGGCAUCAUUACAGCGAAAGCAGCGGACGAAGAUUUCAUCAUACAGUUGCAGAAACGGGGCUGCGUUCACCGUAACCAGGACUGCUCCAAGUCCCGCAAUAACUGCUGUCAUGGCAUGUUUUGCCAACAUCAGUUCAAGAGUACCUACAAGUGCAAGGAUAACGGUACACCACCAGUAAAGGUUAAAGGGCUCUCCGCUGUCAAGGGCUAAGGAACGAUUUGAAUGCACAGGGAAAAUAUUUGAAUAUCCAUCAUUGCUAUACACUAACUAAAAGAUCGGAUGUAGGCUAUUAAGAAAAAUUAUGGGAGGUAGACCUACAAAUUUGCGAAGAUUUUGAAGUGAAUUUUGACAGUCUUACAAUGAAUGUUACAUUGGACAUGUUGGAUAGACAACAUCCAGGCCCACAUAAAAUCAAAAAACGAUCAGUAUGGAUAUCCAUAUUUUCCCUGGGUAAACCAAAUAGGGGCCCUAUAGUAUACUCAUGGGUUGCCUCAAUCCUUUUCUCUUCUAUUUUGAUGUAUAACUUGACAUAAUGUUAGAAUAAAAUUGUCAAUAUAAUCACAA
This is a messenger RNA of Lineus longissimus, 737 nucleotides long. Its product is annotated as U3-agatoxin-Ao1j-like. The coding region runs from base 132 to 383 and encodes 83 amino acids. The record is from RefSeq and is a predicted model, not a curated record. The transcript is spliced from 4 exons. NCBI's taxonomy places the organism in Eukaryota, Metazoa, Nemertea, Pilidiophora, Heteronemertea, Lineidae.